UCACACAACAACUUUUCCUUCUCUUCACUUCACUUCUCUCAGCCCUUUUUUACCCAGGAGGCCGGCUUCCAUUUCGACCAAAAGUGCCAUCCACAGUUGCAACGACAAGCAGAUCAUCACCACUUCAGAAACGAUAUCCUGACGCAGCUUGCUCGAAGCCGACUUUUCGUCUACAAGUCUUUCACACAACCACACAUUAGUCACCAUGAGGACCUCUACCGUUGUCAUUCUGGCUCUGGCCUCGUCCGCCACUGCCCUGAACCUCGGCCUCGCGCCUGUUGCCAACGCGAUCCUGCACCCCCGCCAGGGAAACACGGGCGGCGGCAACGCAGGCAACGGCACCCGCAACGGCGGUGGUAGCACGGGCGGCGGGAACGCAGGCAACGGCACCCGCAACGGCGGUGGUGGCACGGGCGGCGGCAACGCAGGCAACGGCACUCGCAACGGCGGU
Messenger RNA from Gaeumannomyces tritici R3-111a-1, 451 nucleotides. RefSeq lists its product as hypothetical. The annotation marks the transcript as partial. Lineage: Eukaryota; Fungi; Ascomycota; Sordariomycetes; Magnaporthales; Magnaporthaceae. The transcript has 2 exons. The record is from RefSeq and is a predicted model, not a curated record.